AUGUUGUAGUCUCAAAAACAAAAAAUUAACCAUUUACAUUUUAUAUAUAUGCCUAGAAUUCUAUCAAAUAACCUGAAUAUUGCAAUGCCAUAGCUAUUAAUUAAGAAAACACAGCAGUUUUGGUUGGAUUUGAAAAAGAGAUCAGAGUUUUUGAAUUAACUGAGAAUAAACUAUUUUAAUUAGAAAUAUUAAAAGGACAUAAUGACUCUGUAUUUACACUUGAUUUUUCCAAGAAAUAAAAGAAUUCAUUCAUUUCAGGAUCUUGAGAUAACUCCAUAAUGA
This is a messenger RNA of Paramecium pentaurelia, 282 nucleotides long. Lineage: Eukaryota; Ciliophora; Oligohymenophorea; Peniculida; Parameciidae. The record is from the annotation of a GenBank genome assembly.